Molecule: messenger RNA, 11204 nt
Organism: Hypanus sabinus (Atlantic stingray)
Lineage: Eukaryota; Metazoa; Chordata; Chondrichthyes; Myliobatiformes; Dasyatidae
Product: host cell factor 1-like
Exons: 26
Coding region: 2618-7405 (1595 amino acids)
Biological process (GO): chromatin remodeling; regulation of DNA-templated transcription
Cellular component (GO): histone methyltransferase complex
Molecular function (GO): transcription coactivator activity; protein binding
Source: RefSeq, a predicted model, not a curated record
AUUAUUACUAUCAACAAAAUUGAUACAUAGAUAAUGGGAUUACAAACAUACACAUUUCAACUGAACAUGAAAGAAUACAUAACCAAUAGUUACAGUAUAAAUGAGUAUUCCCAAAUCAUGGAUGAUACAAGUAACAAAUAAACAAGGCAAACCUACGUAUAUCAUAAUAUAUAUAUAUAUAUAUAUUUUAAAAAAACAGAAAAAAGAAAAAAAAUUAUGCAAAAAAACCUAAUCUAAUAACUAAGGAAAAAAUGAAAAAAAGGGCUGUUUAUAAUAUCUAACAAAAAUAUCAGUGUCAUCAACUCCGAUCAACAAUUAUAAAACUGGAAAAACAAAGGUCAUCUUUAUCUUGAGAAAGAUUUCUCAGCAUCUGCAGGAUCUUGCGUCGAGCAAGAGAAAAUCUGCAGAUGCUGGACAUCCCAGCAACACACACAAAAUACUGGAGGAAAUCAGCAGGUCAGGCAGCAUCUAUGGUAAAAAGAAGUCCAUGUUUUAGGCCCAGACCCUUUGGCAGGACUGGAGGAAAAAAGCUGAGGAUUAGAUUUAAAAGGUGGCCUCAUCAUGACAGUAGAGCACAUAUCAGAACAGGAAUAAGAGCUGGAAUUAAAAUGGGUGGCCACUGGAGAUCCGAUUUUCUGGCAUAGGUGUUUGGUAAAGCAGUGUCCCCAAUCCUCGCCAGAUCUCACUGAAAUACAGGAGGCCACACUGGGAGCACUGAACACAGUGAAUGACCCCAACAGAUUGACCUCACGAGGAAUGACCCAUUCCGAUAUGUCCAUGUGUGACCUCCUCUUCUGUCGUGAUGAGGCCAACACUCAGGUUGGAGGAACAACAUCUUGUAUUCCGUUUGGGUAGCCUCCAAGCUGAUCACCUGAACAUUGAUCAUCGGGGUCUCUCUUCCCGCCAUCACAGACAUUUACACUACACGCUGCAUCCGCAAAGCAAACAGCAUUAUGAAGGACCCCAUGCACCCCUCAUACAAACUCUUCUCCCUCCUGCUGUCUGGGAAAAGGCACCGAAGCAUUUGGGCUCUCAUGACCAGACUAUGUAACAGUUUCUUCCCCCAAGCCAUCAGACUCCUCAAUACCCAGAGCCUGGACUGACACCUUACUGCCCUAUUGUCCUGUUUAUUAUUUAUUGUAACGCCUGCACUGUUUCGUGCACUUUAUGCAGUACUGGGUAGGACUGUAGUCUAGUGUAGUUUUUUUUUUGUUUUUUUUUACGUAUUUCAGUCUAGUUUUUCUGUGUCAUAUAACACUGUGGUCCUGAAAAAAUGUUGUCUCAUUUUUACUAUGCGCUGUACCAGCAGUUACGGUCGAAAUGACAAUAAAAGUGACUUGACUUGAUGCUCCACUUCACCGUUCCCCAUCCCUUUAUCCCCCUCUCACGUUAUCUCCCCGCCCGUCCAUCGCCUCCCUCUGGUGCUCCUCUUCUUUCUUCCAUGGCUUUCUGUCUCUUUCAACAAUCAAUUUCCCAGCUCUUUGCUUCAUCCCUCCCCCCAUCGCCUCUCUCCUCGGCUUUCCUUUCUCCGGUCCUGGGCCCGGAACGUCGACUGCUGCUUUUCCCACCGGCGCUGCCUGGCCUGCCGAGCUCCUCCAGCACUUCCAUUGCUAUCGUUCUCCCUCAGUCCGUAUUUGUUGAUGGAAGAUUCUCACUCCGCCUCAGCACAUGCGACAACUUGACCGAACGAUUCACCAGCUCGUGCUGCGCCCCGGGCCCGGCGAGGCUCCGGGAACCCCUGACACUGAAUGAGUGAAUCGCAGCCUCCCUGCGCCCCCUGCCGUCGCCGGCUGGAAAUGCAGCCGGCUGGUGGACCCAGGAGGCCUGGACUGUCCAACUCAGCCGCCUGUUUGAUUACCAACAUCUUCCCUUCCUUUUCCCCGGCCAUAAAUCAAUAAAUACGGUUAAAAUAUUUCUGUGGGGAAAGCACAGGGUACCUCUCAGUUAAAUGAGGGGCGGCAGGUCAUUACCGCAGCACGCAUUACCCGGUUUUAUCCGGAAGGUCUUCUCCCGUGCACUGUUCACUCUGCUAUGGGGAACGGUUCACGUUUACAGGGUCGACAUUCAAUCUAAAUGUGAACAGCGGAUUUUUAAUUGGUUUGAUGUCCGUCUUCAUCCGGGUAUUCAAGAAGCUCUGUGGAGUCUACCGGGAAUGCCUGUAACCAAAUUAUUCCUCCGAACUAAUUAUUUUUUAACAUUAGACCCCACAGAAGAAAACUAAACCCCAAACACGCUUGAUUCCAUUGAUUCUAUUUUAGAUUUAAAAAAUCAAUUUUUUUUUAUUCGGCAAAGAACGAUCUGCCGGUGGGCCUGAGGUGGGGCAACCGGGUAUUCUGUGGACAAGGCUCCGCCUUCUUGUAGCUUCUGGGUUCUUUGCCUGAUCUAUGUUUCGUGUUUAAGGAAAUCUCACGCAACAGAACUUCUCCGUUCUGAGCAGAAAAAUAAUGGUUCAGGGAUAUUUGGUGUUUGUGAUGUGAAAAAAUAAGAUAACGUUAGGGUAGUAGCGGAUUAUGCGUCGAGAGAGGUGACAGGCAGGACUGGGUACAGCGCACUUGGGGUCCUGACCGGGGUUCUCGCGCCGCCAACAUCCGGGCGCGGUUGUUGUGGCGGGGAGAAGAUGGCGGCUCCCAUCCUGAGGUGGCGGCGCGUCACCAACAGCAGCGGCCCUGUCCCGCGGCCCCGCCAUGGACAUCGCGCUGUCUCCAUCAAGGAGCUAAUGGUUGUCUUCGGCGGCGGCAACGAAGGCAUCGUGGAUGAGCUACACGUUUACAACUCAGCAACUAACCAGUGGUUCAUCCCAGCAGUGAGGGGGGACAUUCCUGCAGGAUGUGCAGCAUAUGGCUUUGUGUGUGACGGGACUCGUCUGUUAGUGUUCGGUGGCAUGGUGGAGUAUGGGAAGUAUAGUAACGAGUUGUAUGAACUACAGGCAAGCAGAUGGGAAUGGAAAAAAUUGAAAGCCAGAGCCCCCAAGAAUGGCCCCCCACCAUGUGCCCGCCUUGGCCACUGCUUUUCAGUUAUUGACAAUAAAUGUUAUUUAUUUGGGGGAUUAGCCAAUGAUAGUGAAGAUCCAAAAAACAAUAUUCCACGGUAUUUAAACGACUUGUAUAUAUUGGAGCUUAAGCCUGGCUCUGGAGUUGUAGGUUGGGACAUACCGGUCACGUAUGGAACUCCACCUCCACCUAGAGAAUCUCACACCGCUGUUGUGUAUCGCAGUAAAGAUGGCAAUAAACCAAAACUGGUCAUCUAUGGUGGAAUGAGUGGCUGUCGACUUGGAGACCUGUGGAUUCUGGAUGUUGAGAAUUUAACGUGGAACAAGCCAGAGGUUGCCGGAGUUCCGCCUUUGCCCAGAAGUUUGCACUCUGCCACAAUGAUUGGGAGCAAAAUGUAUGUUUUUGGUGGCUGGGUCCCCCUUGUCCUGGAAGAUGUCAAAGCUCCCACGCAUGAGAAAGAAUGGAAGUGCACAAAUACUCUGGCAUGUCUGGAUCUUGAAACAAUGACUUGGACUCAGAUCUCAACGGAAUCAUUUGAGGAUAACAUCCCUCGUGCCAGAGCUGGUCACUGCUCAGUCUCAAUAAACACACGUCUGUAUGUGUGGAGUGGUCGAGAUGGCUACCGGAAAGCUUGGAACAAUCAAGUCUGUUGUAAAGACUUGUGGUAUCUUGAAACAGAAAAGCCACCUGCUCCUGGCAAAGUUCAGCUGGUUCGAGCAAGCACCAACUCCCUAGAGGUCAGUUGGGGAGCAGUACCCACAGCCGACAGUUACUUGCUUCAGCUCCAGAAGUACGAUGUGCCAGCAACCACUGCUGCCGCUGUGACCCCUUUGACGAACUCGGCCAUACGGCCAUCCAGCAGUCCUGCUCCUGCAGCCACUGCUCCAGCUUCGUCCUCACCAGCUCAGUCAGGAAUCCGCAUUGUUACGCAGGCUGCUGCCACGCCGGGAACGCAGACUGCCCCCCUAACUCCUGCUGUAACGUCACCAGCUGUACUCAGGAUUCCUGCUACCAUAGCCACUCCACGCACACCAGGCACCACAAUGAUUAGGACAGCAGCAAGCCCAGCAGUAGUCACAUCAGUAGCUUCAACCACACCCCUCGUCACUGUACAACGGCAAGUUGCACCUCAGGUUAAAGCACCCAUCACUGUAGCAACACUUCCACUGAAUAUUCGUAUGGUGAGACCAGCACAGACCACAGCAGGGACUCCACUUACCUCUAGCCCACAGAUGAGUGGAAUGGCAGCUCUGGCUGCUGCCGCUGCUGCCACUCAGAAAAUCCCGUCAAGCACAGCAGUUACCUCAGUUGGAAUCCACCCUGGCACAACCAUGGUGAAAACAGUGGCAGUAACACCUGGGGCCAGUACUUUGCCAACUACUGUGAAAGUAGCCACUCCAUCAGUCAUGGUCAAUGCCCCAGCAACCUCAAUGUUAAAGACUGCUGCUGCUCAGUUAGUGACUCCAACUCAUACUGCUACCACCACUGCUCCAGCAAGACCCAUUAUUACAGUGCACAAGUCUGGCACCGUCACUGUCACCCAGCAGACUCAGGUGGUCACUACUGUGGUGGGAGGGGUCACCAAAACAAUUACGUUGGUUAAGAGUCCCAUUACCAUGGCAGGAGGAAGCACGCUGAUUUCAAACCUAGGCAAAGUGCUAACCCUACAAGCGAAACCAGGUCAACAGGCCACCAUCUCCGGCACAGGCUCUACUGGGCCACUUACACAGAUCUUCCAGACUAAAGGUCAACUGCCUCCAGGGGCCACCAUAUUAAAGCUUGUGACUUCAGCAGAUGGAAAACCUGCUACCAUUAUCACCACCUCCCAGGCAGGCAACGUGGGCCUUAAGCAGACACUUGUGAGCCUUGGCAACAUGUCACCUGCCUCUUCUAAACCAACAACCACCAUUCUCAAAACUAUCCCUAUGUCUGCACUUAUUUCACAGCCUAGUGCCACAGGUGCCACAGGGACUGCUGGCAUGAAAUCGCCAAUUACAAUCAUCACCACAAAAGUAAUGACAUCUGGAACUGGAACACCAACAAAAUUUAUUACUGCUGUGCCUAAAUUACAGGCAGGGCAACAAGGGCUGACCCAGGUUUUGCUGAAAGGUACUGCAGGGCAGCCUGGCACAAUACUACGAACAAUCUCUGGGACACCAGUGAGUGGUGUCAGGUUGAUCACCCCAGUGACUGUUUCUACCACCAAACCAGCACUCACAACUUUGGUAGUGAAGGGAACCACAGAUGCCACUACUUUGGGGACGAUAGGCACCACACUGGCAGGAGUGUCUUCUGUAUCACCCACAGUCAACACUCCCAUUGCAACCCUUGGCACCAUCACCAACCUUGCCGGCCAGGUAAUCAGUGCAUCCCCCAAUACCUCUCAGAAACUCACAGCAGUAACUGGAAGCUCUCCCACAGCUCCCAUCAUCACUCUUCAGCCUGCUUCUGAGCCAAACCGGGUGACAAUCGUUGCUGCCCCCAGUGGCAUGGUGACACAGCAAGCCCAACAGCUGGUAAAUUCAGGCUCCACUUUAGUUGCAGCAUCCCGGCCUACCACUGUGUCAUCAGAGACGCAGACCCAGCAGGUUGAAUUGUUGGAAGUACCAGUUAGGUGUUCGAAUCCCCCUCAUGAGACGAUGGAAACUAACACCACCAAUACAUCUACAACCACCACAGCAAAUAUCGCAGCUAACCAGGUCCAGCCUCCACCCAUGAAUGCUCAAGGUCUCCCUGAAAGUGUGCAUGGUGAAACUGCAACAGCAGGGACAACCAACACUGCAACCACUGCAGCUCCAGCUCAGAGCGGGGCCGUUACGAUGGUAACGCAGUCAACACCUGCACCUGGACCCUCCACACAGGCAAUCCCAUUGACUGAGCCUCAGCCAAAUAAUGAGCAAGGGUCUGUGCCAACAAUGGGGCACACCAUCUUACAGAUUCUGCCUGCCAGCUCUUCAGGAGCAACGGCCAAUGUCACGCUACUUGCCCAAGCAGCGCCCGAAGGAGUUCAGGUGCCCAAUGCCCCAGCAGUGCCGACACUCCAGCCCCAGUCCACAGUCAGCCUCCAGCAGGACCAGCUCCUUCCUCCCCGUGAAUUACUUGCUGACAGUCGGCCUGAGGUCCUGGCUGACCUGGGACUGUCCCCCGAGGAGCUGGCAGUAGCAGCAGCCGCUGAGGAAGCGGCGCGCUUGGCAUUGCUGGAUGAAGAAGCCAGAGCAACAACAACGGUACCAGGGGCUGCUCUGCCAUCUAAUGAGGCUACAGCAAGGGAAGAGCCUAUGGAAACCUCAGCAGAUUUGACAACAAUUCAGCCAGCACAGCUUUCUCACCAGGCUCUGCAGACACUGGUGUCCUUGCAGUCUGUUGUACCGUUAGCUGAACUUGCACAACAAGACAUAGAAAGAGCAGGCCAGCAACAGGCUUCAGAGAGCAACCAACCCUCCCGGCUAGCAGAGGCUCUAGCACCAGCAGAUAGUCUCAAUGAUUCUACCUCGGAGAUCAAUGGGCCUCAGGAACUGGCCAACAGUGCCCCAAGUGUUCAGCUACCCAUUCUGAGUACCACUGGUCUGGCACCAUACACUUCUCUACUGACACCAUCAACCAACUCUGCUUCCAGUCCAGUGAAACUACAGGCAGCCACUGCUUUAGCCCAAGUAGCCAAUGGAAUUGGACUUCCUGCAUCGAAACAGGAUGCAUCUUCUGUGCAACCAAAGCCAACCAACAGGAAGGAAGCCAAUCAGUGGUAUGAUGUUGGCGUAUUUAAAACUACAAGCACUGUAGUGGUUUCCUAUUAUUUGCCUGCAGAGGGCUCCCAAGGAGAAGAGGACGAAAAUUUAGACAAUGUCCCAGACCACAGCAACUUGAAGACUGUGAAACUGCAGUCGGGCACUGCCUAUAAGUUCCGCGUGGCCGGAAUAAAUGCUUGUGGACGGGGUCCAUUCAGCGAAAUUUCAGCCUUCAAGUCUUGUAUCCCAGGAUUCCCAGGUGCACCAUCUGCCAUCAAGAUCAGUAAAGUUGCCGACGGUGCACAACUUUCCUGGGAGCCUCCUGCCGUCACCUCUGGAAGCAUUAUUGAAUAUUCUGUGUAUCUAGCACUUCCAGGAUCACAGGCAGCAGAUCCCAAGCCUGUGGGGACUUCACAUCUGCUCUUUGUCCGAGUGUACUGUGGGCCACUCCCCACUUGUCUGGUGUCUUCAGCCAACUUGGCAAAUGCACACGUUGACACAACCACAAAACCUGCAAUAAUCUUCCGGAUAGCAGCCAAGAAUGAGAAGGGCUAUGGACCAGCCACACAGGUCAGGUGGCUACAAGAUGCCAGUAAAGAUGGAGCAAGGCCUGCAGUCAAGCGUUCUGUCACAUCCCCUGAUAACAAGCUAUUAAACGUGAACAAGAAGGCCAAACCAGAUGGGUCCUAACUCUCUUGUGCAUAGUGAACUGUCGCCUUUUUAUUUCAUACACCUAAGAACAUGCUUGGCUUAGAAUCCACCUUGGUAUGCCGGCGCACAUUCUGUUUGGAGGGUUUCGUUUCAGUAGAGAACAGUCUUCGCUUUUGUUACCGUUCAUUUAAAAUGAGGACUGCAUCUCAGCGGAAACCUGCAGUGAACUGAUGGUGUUACUUGAAGCAAAGGCGCCCUGUUGCGUGGAAUUUCAUUCAUUUGCCAAAUUAUCUAUUGUCGAUUUAUACAGACUUUCUCAUCAGAGUAAACCGACUUGAUUUUGUUUUUCUAGUUCCUUCUCUUUCCUGACCUUGUGAUUCUUACUCAUUUUGACAAAAUGCACAUCAGGGCCAGAAUACUCACCCAGUCAGACGUUCUGUAAAAGGGAAGUGACACUUGGGAUUCCAGGUGUCCUCCGCUCUUUGCCUGCUUCUGCCCUUCUCAGAGUAACUGGGAAUCACUCAUUUUACACCCUGCUGUUUGGGGGAAUUUUGUAGUGAAAACCACUAAUUCCACUCCACCCUGUCUCCAGUCUGUUCUGUUUGACAACUGAAGCAACUCCUGGAGCCCUGGUAAAUGCAUGUGUACUCAUAUCCUGUAUCUUCUCAGAGGGAAUUUGGAAUAUAGUUUGUUUUCAUGCCCUCUUACAACACCUAUUAUAGGUCAGGAAAAACCUCUGUGCAACUGGUAUAUUAAGUUAUGAGGUUUUGUAUUAGAUGGCUGCAGGGAGAGGAGGAGUAGAAAUUAAUUCCAUCACUAGAGUUAUGGGAACUUUACUGCAGAAAGUGAAUGUAGAGGAGGAAGGCAAGAUUUUAUUUUUUGUUUUGAUUAUAAUCUCUAUAGUUUUGCCUGAGGCAGCUCUAUUUUUAUCCAGUCGCAGGUUGGGGACAUCAUUGUUACCCUUUCUUAGUUGCUCUUGGUGAGCUGCUGCCUUCAGCCUUCCCAUGUGAAGCUGCUCACACUACCCAGGUGGGUUGGGAUUAGCAAGAUAGUUCCAAGAGAGGAAUGGUGUGUGACUUUUCCUUGUGCCUGUGGUCGCAUGGAGUGGAUGAAAGGAUGUGGUGAGCAGUAUAUAGUUACUCUGGAUGGUCAUAUUCUUAAUAAAGUGUUGUGUGGACUUGCUGCUUAAACAAGAGAUGGUUAUGUAUCUCAGACUUUCGUGAGCAGGUGGUAGGAGGGAGACUGUCUGAGAAUAAAAUGCUUCUGCUUUAGUGCCUGACAGUCGAUAACAGCAGGAGAUGUAAGUGUGAAGAUCAUUUCACCAUCUUUGUGUUGAAAAAUGCACAAUUGUAUGCACUCUGCACACAAUCCCUCAAGUUCAGUGUACAUGUUGUUACUGAACACUGCCUCCGAGCCCGGUUGUCACUGAAUAAUAAUGGGAAAGGUGGAGUGUGGAAUGGGAGGAUUCUGCAUCUGCAUGUGUGGCAUCUGCAGGAAAGAAAUAUCCCCAAAAGCAAGGCAGUUGCCAAAUAAACACAACGUCGGAGUGUGAGCUAUUGAAACAUCGUAGGGCUGAGUCAUUUUAGCCUGCCUUCAGCAUUGUAUUUAGCUUGUCAUGGUGUGUUUCUGAACACAAGAGCCCUGUUUUGGAAACAGCUCAGGUCAGUAUGAGUUACACUCACAAGAUCAAGUGGAAACAUCCCCAAGCGGUUAAGUAAUCACAUGGGCUAUAAGUUCUGAGUUUAAGCAAGUGUGCCAUUCUACUUGCUUAUGGGUACCAACCAUUGCAUGGAAACGAUGAGGACAGAAUCUCCUCUCUGAAGUGUUGUGUGGAAAAUUUAUAUUCUUCCUAGUUUAAUGGGCAGAGGUUUUCAGAAACUCCUUAAAUCUUUAUUGUCAGAAGGGGAGCCUCAUCUGGUCCUUCUCAUAACAGGUGUAGUGGGAGGACAAUCCUGUUUGGUUCCUUUAUACUUGUGCCUCUGAAGAGGCAACUGACCAGUAAAUAUCUUGAGCCCAAUCUAAGAAUGGCUGAAGGAACUGAAACUAGAUUGGAAGACUACCUGGGCAAUAGAUUCUUCUUUUUAAACUAGUUCUGUGCCAAGUGUUCUAAACGUUGUAUAUUUUAUCCUCUGCAGUGCUUGCCAGGGACACACCAAUUAAUUCAUUUGUGUUCCUUUUCCUCAAAGUUGACACUUAAGCAUUAGAAUCUGCAGCCUUCUGAUCGAUGCCUGGCAUUGUUCUCCAAGGAUUUCUUUGGCAUGCCAAUGUAAUUCUUUCCCCCUCUGCCACUGAUGGUCCUGCGUAACCCAUUAUUCCUUUCAGUUUAAUGGCUAGACUCCAAAUAGACCAGAACCCAAAUGUACCAAUACUUUAGCCAGUGCUGCAUUGAUAGACCAGUAUUAACCAGUAUGGUAUCCCAGUGAUAAACAGUUUACCAGUGUUAUACUAUGAAAACAAGACAACGUUUUUAUAAGCUCUGUGGUGAAAGAAAAUAUUCAUCGUACAAAGUCCAGGGAAGUAAUGUUACCCUUCUGUCAAAUUAAACUUGCACACCUUGAAACCAUGAUAGGUAUACUCAGCAGUUUUGCAAGAACAAUAAUAAUAAUGAAGCCAGCUAAUGUUGAGAUUGUGGUGAUUCAGAUCUUUGCCACAGGUAGUUGAGAAUUUCCUUUGACAAAUAUUUCAAUCUAUCCAUAAGUUAUGUUUGACACCUGUAUGUUCCAUAUGGAAAAAGAAACAGCCUUUUUAAAAUCUCUUGUGAAAGAAAAUGCUCAUUAGACAAUACCCUGGGAAAUAAUGUUACCCUUCUGACAAAUUAAACUUGCAUAGCUCAGAACUGGUACUGAUUGAAGGGUCAAAGCCAGACAUUUGAGUCUGGGUGGGAGCACUGAUGUUGGUGAUCAUGAAUUCCGUUCAGCAGUUGGGUUGUCACACCAAAUCACUGUCCAGAGAGAUCAAACAGCACUUCCAAUGGAGACAGUAUUAAAAUCAUCCUGGUUUUAUGUGCCAGGUUGUGGCAAAACUACAAUUAUAUUUUAAAAUAUAAUAACUGAGCCUGCAUUUUUAAAAUGACAUAGCUUUCCAGGAGGAUCUGAGAGGAGCCAGCAAAUGUUCCCUCCCCUUCCCUAUAUUUUGAACCAUUUUGCAAAGAUUAUGGAAUUUGUCUAUCUGGAUUUCAUAACUUUAGAAUCUGUACAUAUGAUUAUAAGCUUUUUUUCCCUUCCCCUUUUCCCGGAUCAAUCCUGUCAGUCAGAGAUUGAAAGAGCACCUGGCUGACAAACCAGAAGGCAUUUUCUUUAAGCUUGUGGAUCAGAGCACACAGUUUGUUUGCUUCAGUGGAAGGGUCAGUGGCGAAGUUGGAAGGUUUUUGUUCAUGGGCGAAGAGCUGUUGUCUCUGUACAGGGUAUGUGCUUAAAUGAUGGAAAACAAGAAAAGGCCAGAAUUUGGCUGCAAUGGUUUUGUAAUAUUAUGUACAGCUUAGAUAGGAAGUGUGCUAAUGUGUUAUUUUUUAUUUUUUAAAGAAAGGUUUUGUAUAGUUUAUACAUGUUUAAAAUGAGCAGAAUGGGUGGGGGGUGGUGUUGGGAAAACACGGGUAGUUUAGAAUUUACUCUCCAUCUAUUCCUUAGCCCCAAAUGCUGUCUGUAACUAUGUUUCCCUCACGCUGUGAAGUUGGUACCAUUUCUCUGUACAUCUCUGCUGCUUGUAUCAGUUGUAAUGAAUUUAUAUUUUUUGGAUUAAAGGAAAAACACAAAAAAAUUGUCCAUUGUAGAAAAGUCAAAUUAUAAAUCAUUUUGCUAUCUUUUGUGCUUUUUUUGAAUAAAAUCUGUUUUUGAAUACA